AUGGGAAGAGGUGGUUUAGGUGUUGGUGGAUUACUGCUGAUAAUGUUGAUUGUGAUUAACAUGGAGGUUAAUGAAUCAACUACUUACGAGGUGGGAGAUGAAUUUGGAUGGGAUCCCACCAUUGACAUGGAGACUUGGCCUCGUGGCAAAACAUUUCAUGCCGGUGAUAUCUUAGAAUUCAAGUAUGAUGACCAGAAGUACGACGUGGUGGUGACGGACCAAGAAGGGCACGACACGUGUACCGUAACACCGAGAUCAGAGGUACAUAACUCGGGAGAUGACCGUAUCGAACUUCAGCAUGGAGGCAAUUAUUUCAUCUGCAGCAUCUCGUCGCUCUGCAGCGCCGGAUUGAAGAUGGCCGUCUCCGCUGACUUCUAG
This is a messenger RNA of Linum tenue, 378 nucleotides long. The record is from the annotation of a GenBank genome assembly. NCBI's taxonomy places the organism in Eukaryota, Viridiplantae, Streptophyta, Magnoliopsida, Malpighiales, Linaceae.